Molecule: messenger RNA, 1332 nt
Organism: Branchiostoma floridae (Florida lancelet)
Lineage: Eukaryota; Metazoa; Chordata; Leptocardii; Amphioxiformes; Branchiostomatidae
Product: EEF1A lysine methyltransferase 4-like
Exons: 3
Coding region: 1-792 (263 amino acids)
Molecular function (GO): S-adenosylmethionine-dependent methyltransferase activity
Source: RefSeq, a predicted model, not a curated record
AUGGCGGAGUUUGGGACCUCAGAAAGUGAAGAGAGCAACAGUUUCCUUCCCCAAGACGUGCGGGAAUACGCCAAGAAGGAGUACUGGGACAGAAGGUACGAGGAAGAGGACACCUUCGAGUGGUUCAAAGGAUAUGAUUCGUUUCGUUGUGGUAACAGCCCCUUGAGUGCAGACAUGUACCGCGACGGCUUCCAUCACAUCACAAACAUCGACUACUCCUCCGCCUGUAUCCGCCGUAUGGCACACAAACAUGCCGACAUGUCCACCAUGACCUGGCUCGAGAUGGAUGCACGACAGCUGACCUUCUCGGACGGAAUGUUCGACGUUGUCCUGGAGAAAGGCACGCUGGACGCCUUCAUGGUGGCGGAGAAAAGCCCCUGGACUGUUUCCAAGGAAACGGCUCAAUUCUGUCAUCAAGUGUUACAAGAGGUAUCGCGAGUCCUGUGCCCUGGAGGUCGCUUCAUCUCCAUCAGUUUCGCCCAGCCCCACUUCCGGACGCCCCUGUACGCUAACGACGUUUACGGCUGGUCCAUACGGACAGACAAGUUUGGAGACUGUUUUCACUUCUUCUUCUACACCAUGGAGCGUGGCGGGACGCUAACCCAGCAACAGAGAGACCAGGCACACAGGUUCUUCCACCCACCAGCGGUGGAACAUGUGUAUCUGUCAGACUCUGAUCAUGAUGAGGACUUCUUGAGAAGGAUAGACAUCUCCCCCUCGUCUUCUCACUUGAGUAACUCAGAGAAGUUACCGACAAGUACAAUGACAGGAGCUUCACUUACAACCUCCUGACAGCAUAUUUGAUUUUAACUACUGUUUCCUUGAAGAGCCAAUUAGUUAUUUACUAUCUUGUGUCUGUUAUAAGUACAUAAAUCUAUUUUGUCAGAAAUUCUUAAGAGCAAAAAGGGCUGAGGCAUCAAUGAUGGUUAGACAUCCAGGUAAUAAAAUACACAAGGUAACAGUUACUCAAUCAACUAGUGAAGACAAAAUUCAGAAAUGGUAAUUCAGAAAUGGUAACACUACUGAUUCUGGUGCAGUCCCUGACAAAGACAGCAAAUGCUGUCAAAAAUGUCAGACUGUUUCUAAAUUUUGUCCCCUUAUGGGAGUAACUGUUACUUACUACAUGAAUGAAAAUUCAUUUGCGUGUCUUGUGCUUUAACUAGCGCAGCCAAAGUGGGCUUAUAAGACACAUUGUUGAUGUCAAAUACAUCAACCUUGUAUAUUCUCUUUGUCACUGGAGAGACCAUGAAUUGACCUUAUGCAAAAUAGCUAAUGUUCAUAUUUUGUACAACUGAUUUUGACAUGUUGUCAGACCAUUCCAUAAUUAUUUUU